UCUCACUCACUCUCUCUCUCUCUCUCUCACACACACCACACGCACCCCCACACGCAUACUUCUGUGAGAGGUCAAAUAUUUUGCCCUUUUCCCUCCUUUCCAACAAGUGAAAACCCCAGCGGCCCAGCCUCUCUCUUCUCUCUCUCUCUCUCUCUCUCUCUGAAGUCUGAACCAUGUUGGGUUGGUUCUUCCUGAUUUCAAAUCUCAACGUAAACCCCUGAAGACCUUCGAGUUUUCGUUUCCAAUCUCAGAUUUUCGUUACCUUUGGGUCAUAUUUAUUCUCCAUCCUUGCUCCUUUUACCUUGGAGAAGGUUUUUGAAGUUUUGGAUUCAUGGAAGGGUCCGGACCGUACAAUCCUCGAACAGUCGAGGAGGUUUUUAGGGAUUUCAAGGGCCGAAGAGCCGGCAUGAUCAAAGCUCUCACUACCGACGUUGAAGAAUUCUUUCACCAGUGCGAUCCUGAGAAAGAGAAUCUGUGCCUUUAUGGAUUUCCUAGUGAGCAGUGGGAAGUCAAUUUACCUGCAGAAGAGGUGCCUCCAGAGCUUCCUGAGCCUGCAUUGGGUAUUAACUUUGCCAGAGAUGGAAUGCAAGAAAGGGACUGGUUGUCUUUGGUUGCAGUCCAUAGUGAUGCAUGGUUACUUGCGGUAGCAUUUUAUUUUGGUGCUAGAUUUGGAUUUGAUAGAAAUGACAGGAAACGCCUCUUUGGUAUGAUAAAUGAUCUGCCUACAAUAUUUGAGGUUGUGAGUGGAACUUCAAAGAAACAAGUAAAGGACAAGACUUCGGGUUCAAAUCAUAGCAGCAAUAAAUCCAAACCAAUAUCCAAACCGCAGCGGGCCUCGGAACCUCGAGCCACUGAACCCCCCCAGGGAAAAUUUUCAAAGGGAAGCCAGCCAAAGGAAAACGACGAAGGAUUAGAUGAAGAUGAUGAGGAGGAGCAUGGGGACACGCUGUGUGGGGCAUGUGGGGAGAACUAUGCGUCAGAUGAGUUCUGGAUUUGCUGCGACAUUUGCGAGAAGUGGUUCCAUGGCAAGUGUGUGAAGAUCACCCCUGCUAGGGCUGAGCAUAUCAAGCAGUACAAGUGCCCCUCAUGCAGCAACAAGAGGGCCCGUCAAUAGGAAAUCUGGUUCUUGUGUUUUGCUGGCGUGGCGUGCUUUAGUUAGCUAACUGUCAAGUCAGGCCUGUUUUCUCUGUGAUGCCAUGCCGGCGGCAUCAUGUGUAUUGAGUACUUUUAUUUUGGCGAUCCGACUCUGGGAUGAUUUGAUAUUUUACUUUAUAGGUCUUUAAAAAAAUUCCCUUUAUUUGAUUAGUAAUUAGGGUAUUUUCCUUCAUUAGGAAAAUUGUCAUCUACUAGUGAAUGAUGAUGCAGAUCAUUUAUACUUGAUACUGUUUGAUCUACUUGUUCAUAUUUAGUCAUCUUUUUUUCUUCA
Messenger RNA from Macadamia integrifolia, 1426 nucleotides. Its product is annotated as PHD finger protein ALFIN-LIKE 4-like. Gene Ontology annotation, cellular component: nucleus. Gene Ontology annotation, molecular function: transcription coregulator activity; transcription cis-regulatory region binding; histone binding. Lineage: Eukaryota; Viridiplantae; Streptophyta; Magnoliopsida; Proteales; Proteaceae. The record is from RefSeq and is a predicted model, not a curated record. Gene Ontology annotation, biological process: regulation of DNA-templated transcription. Bases 332 to 1114 code for a protein of 260 amino acids. The transcript is spliced from 5 exons.